Messenger RNA from Asparagus officinalis (garden asparagus), 3128 nucleotides. RefSeq names its product probable leucine-rich repeat receptor-like protein kinase At5g49770. Gene Ontology annotation, biological process: protein phosphorylation. The record is from RefSeq and is a predicted model, not a curated record. NCBI's taxonomy places the organism in Eukaryota, Viridiplantae, Streptophyta, Magnoliopsida, Asparagales, Asparagaceae. Gene Ontology annotation, molecular function: protein kinase activity; ATP binding; protein binding. The transcript is spliced from 20 exons. The coding region runs from base 149 to 3010 and encodes 953 amino acids.
UUGAAGAGAGGCAAAGGCUUUUGGUAACUCUUUCAUGAUUGGAUUCUGGAGCGCAGAAUCAUUGGCUCUUUCUGUUGAGACUCUGAGGUGGUAACUGACUUAAGUGUCUCUUGUUACCAUAUCAGAAACUGAGGUCUUCGAAGCGAGGAUGGGGGUCAUCGUAAGGCUUCUGCUUCUCUUCGUGGCGUUUGUAGGGAUUCGAACUGGCCUUUGCUAUACGGACCCUCAUGAUACUGCUGCACUGCUGUCUCUCAUGAGUGAAUGGCAGAAUACACCACCUAAUUGGGGGCAGUCGAACGAUCCAUGCGGAGUUCCAUGGGAAGGAAUUGUCUGCAACAAUAAAUCAAGAGUGAUAAUGCUGAAACUAUCUACCAUGGGUAUAAAAGGGACAUUAAAUGGGGAUAUUGGGCAGCUUGCCCAGUUGCAAUCCUUGGAUUUGUCCUACAACAAUGAACUUGGUGGUUCACUUACUUCCAACAUCGGUAGCCUGGCGCAACUCACCACCCUAAUUUUAUCAGGCUGCGGUUUCACUGGCAACAUUCCACAAGAACUAGGGAACUUGCCAUUGAUUUCAUUUGUGGCUUUAAACUCAAACAAGUUCAGUGGCAGGAUUCCUCCUUCAAUUGGUAAACUUUCCAAUGUAUACUGGCUCGACAUCGCAGACAAUCAAAUAAGUGGGCCUCUCCCUAUAUCAAAUAGCAAGUCACCAGGCUUGGACCUUCUCCUCAAUGCUAAGCAUUUCCAUUUCAACAAGAACCAGUUAUCGGGUACAAUUCCAGAGAAACUCUUCAGCUCACCAAUGCAACUGAUACAUAUACUUUUCGAUGCAAAUAACUUUGUUGGAGAGAUUCCAACCUCGGUUGGACUUGUUCAAUCGCUUGAAGUUCUGAGAAUGGACAGGAAUUUCCUAAAUGGUGUAGUCCCCUCCAGCAUUAGCAAUCUCACGAGCCUUAACGAACUAAAUUUAGCAAACAACAAACUGUCCGGACCGAUGCCAGACUUAGAAGGAAUGAACAAUCUCAACUAUGUGGAUUUGAGCAACAACACGUUUGAUGCAGCAGAAGCUCCAUUUUGGUUCUCAACAAUAGAAUCUUUAGCCGUUUUAAUGGUAGAAUCUGGAGGGAUUUAUGGGGAUAUCCCUCAAACAUUGUUCAGUAUUACAGGUCUAGAGCAAGUACUACUAAAUGACAAUGCCUUCAACGGCUCCCUCAAUAUGGGCAACAGCAUUAGCUCGAACUUACAGAUUGUCAAUUUUCAGAACAACUCUAUCUCCGAGGUCACGCUAAGCGACUCUUACAAUGAGACCCUAAUACUUGUCGAUAAUCCUGUGUGCAAAGCCCAGCUUGCAAAUACUGUCUACUGCCAACUUCAACAACGGAAACCAACUCCUUAUUCCACAAGUCUUACGAAGUGUAGCUCAAAGGCUUGCCCUCUUGGUCAGAGUAUAAGCCCUCAAAGCUGUGAUUGUGCAUAUCCAUAUGAAGGGGUGCUAAUAUUUAGAGCACCUUUCUUCAGGGAUGUAACAAACAGUUCACUGUUCCAGCAACUUGAGAUGAGCCUUUGGACAAAGCUCAAACUUACUCCAGGAUCGAUCUACCUUGCAAACCCCUUCUUCAACAGUGAUAACUAUCUCCAGGUGCAGGUCAAGCUCUUCCCAUCAAAUGGCAUAUACUUCAACCGAGCAGAGAUUCUAAAAAUAGGAGGUGACCUUAGCAAUCAACUUUUUAAACCACCUGCUGUUUUUGGACCGUACUAUUUCAUUGCAUCUCCCUACCCUUUCCCAGAUGGGAAUGCUAAAGGAAGCUCAAUGAGUAAAGGAGCAAUUGUUGGAAUAACAAUUGGAUGUGUGGUGCUUAUCAUCGGAUUACUAGUUGUUGGGAUUUAUGCUUUCAAACAGAAGAAGAAAGCUGAAAGAGCUAUCCUAUUAAGCAAACCAUUUGCUUCAUGGGGAUCUGGAGGCAAAGAUGCUGGUGGAGCCCCACAGCUCAAAGGAUCAAGAUGGUUUUCCUUUGAGGAACUUAGAAAAAGCACCAACAAUUUUUCAGAGGCAAAUGAAAUUGGAUCCGGAGGCUAUGGAACGGUCUAUAGGGGAUUGCUUCCAAAUGGGCAAAAUGUUGCAAUUAAGAGAGCACAACAAGGAUCCAUGCAAGGUGGACUUGAGUUCAAGACAGAGAUCGAAUUGCUCUCCAGGGUCCAUCACAAAAAUUUAGUAGGCCUUGUAGGUUUUUGCUUCGAGCAAGGAGAGCAGAUGCUUGUAUAUGAAUUCAUCCCAAAUGGAACCCUGAGGGAUAAUUUGACAGGAAAAGACCGUAUACGACUAGAUUGGAAGAGGAGGCUAAGAAUUGCCCUCGGCUCAGCAAGAGGACUUGCCUAUCUUCAUGAACUUGCCGAUCCUCCAAUAAUUCAUAGAGACAUCAAGUCAACUAAUAUCCUUCUUGAUGAAAAUUUAAAUGCCAAGGUUGCUGACUUUGGUCUCUCAAAGCUAGUUGCUGACACCAAUAAAGGGCAUGUUUCUACUCAAGUCAAGGGAACUCUGGGUUAUUUAGAUCCGGAGUAUUACAUGACUCAACAGUUGACAAAUAAAAGUGAUGUCUAUAGCUUUGGUGUCGUCGUGUUGGAGCUGAUAACUUCAAAGCAGCCGAUAGAGAAGGGGAAAUAUAUUGUUCGUGAGGUAAGAAUGGCAAUGGAUAGUAAUGACAAACUGUACUAUGGCCUAAAAGAGAUAAUGGAUCCUACGAUCAGAGAUUCACCAAAUAUUCCAGGUUUCAGAAGAUUUGUAGAGUUGGCAAUGCAGUGUGUAGAAGAGACAGCUUCGGAUAGGCCUUCAAUGAAUGAGGUUGUUAAGGAAAUCGAGAUAAUGCUCCGAAAUGAAGGGUUAUUCUCAAGCUCAAAUUCAAACACAAACUCUACAACUUCAUCAGCAACAGACCUUGGGUAUGCAAAGGGUGCUAUUGAUCUUUAUAGUGAAUCAGUGAUGCCAAAGGAUGACGUUGAUGAUGCAUUUGAGUAAAGUGGCAGGCCAUCAUUUGUACACAAGUCAAGCCAAAAUAGUUUUUCGUAUUUUUUUAUUUUUUUUCAUUCCAAUAUUUGUUGGUAAAUAUUUGUUGAGGUUUUCUGAGAAAUUUGAC